UGGUCUAGUGUGCGUUAAGCGUUAGGAGCUGUGUGUGAAACGAAACGUAUCCGAGCAGUCGUAAGCACAUCUGUCAACCUUGCUAAACAUCGACUAUUAUUUUUAAAAUAGUUGGGUUUAUUCCAGUAAAUCCGGUGGGAUUAAAUAAUAAGAACUAGGACAUUUUUAUAGAAUACUGCUAAAUUGUUUGAAGAACGACGCUAUGUGGUGGUGUAAUUGAUUUAUUUGUGCUAUCAUCUGUCAGAAUUAAAAUUUAAAUCAUUUGAAUACUGAAGUGUUAGAUGCUCAGAUGUUUGUUGAAUUGAGUGCUCAUUAUUAAUCUCAGCGGUCCGCCCGACUGCUGCAGUGCAGUAUUUUCUAUUGUUACCGAGAAGAGUAUAGUGGUAAAGGGAAUCGAACAUGUCUAAGGUGUCCCUUAGUAAUAUCCCAUCAAAUCCUCGUAUUAAUCGUUUGAGAACUUUUUCAAGGACGGAAAGUGAGACAUCAUGCGAAGAAGCAGCGCGUCUUACGGCCGAGGGUGCAGCAGACGAUGAUGAUGAGGCCUACGAUUACGGGGAGCUUCCCCCGCCGCCUGAUGGUGGCUACGGUUGGGUGGUGGUGUUCGCAUCCUUUAUGUGCAACCUUGUGGUUGACGGCAUUGCGUACACAUUUGGAAUAUUUCUGCCGGAGUUGGUCACUUAUUUCGGAGAAGGCAAAGGAACCGUGGCGUGGGUGGGAAGUUUGCUGUCUGGGGUGUAUCUCGCAGCGGGUCCUGUGGUGUCGGCGCUAUGCAACAAGUAUGGUUGCCGAGCAGUAUGCGUGGCGGGCUCUCUUAUAGCCGCCACGGCGUUCGUGCUGUCCACCUUCAGCAAGAGCGUCACUAUGAUGAUGAUCACCUACGGAAUCAUUGGAGGUAUGGGUUUCGGCAUGAUCUACCUGCCGUCAGUAGUAGCGGUAGGCUACUACUUCGAGACCCGUCGCUCCUUAGCCACUGGCAUUGCAGUAUGUGGCUCUGGCGUAGGCACUUUCAGCUUCGCCCCUCUCGCUGCAAUUCUUCUGAACGAGUUCGGCUCAUGGCAGAACGCGAAUUUGUUGCUUGCGGGGUUAAUAUUAAAUUGUGCCGUGUUUGGCGCGUUGAUGAGACCUCUGGUGUAUCCAAAAACAUCCGGUGAAAAGCCUUUAUUGCAACGCAUGGCAGAGGAAAAGAGGCUACAAAUGGAGCGAGGAUCAAUAGGAGGGUCUUACUUCGUUGUACAUUUACCAGAUGGCACUAUGGAGAAAAGAUUGAAGCAGGCGCCCCUGAACAUAGAUCCGGGUGUUCACUCGUCGCUGAACUUGGAAGCGUUGGCACGCGUGCCGACCAUCCCCAACAUGCCAGGCGUGCCAACAGUGCCAACUCUUCCCACCAUCACUGAGGCAAGGGUCCCCGAUGACAGUGAGCUCAAGAAAAAGAGUGAAAACGGCUCAGCAGUGAACGCGGCAAACGCGCAACACAUGUCUCGCAACGUGUCUUCGCCCGCCUUUAGCGCGCACGCUCCUGGCCUGCCCAAGAACGGCUCCGUGCCAUUCUUCGACAAUCAACGGAAGCACAGCGUCGUCGAGAGGUCAGCCAACGCUAACGAUGGAUUUAAACCGUCCUUAGCUGCAAUUAAAGCAACGUCCAAAACUUCCAUUAGCACCCAUUACCGUGAUGGUGAAGAAGGAGUUUAUAAUUCGAAACUAUCUGUGGCGGCGCCGCGCGAAAGUUCACGCAUAGUUCGCCCGAUGUCCCGUAAAGACAUCUUCUAUUCCGGCUCAGUGAUAAAUCUGCCGCAGUAUCAGAGUCAAAAGUCGCUUCAGGGCUACAGAAACUCUGUUCUGAGUUUGCCACAGAGCAGGCAGACCGGUGAUCUGGAAAGACAAGAACAGUACGACCUAUGCCCGUGUCUAUCUCUACCCGCUUCCUUCAAAUCAGCAUUGUCGUCCAUGCUUGACGUGAGCCUCUUACGAGACCCGGCGUUCAUGCUGAUCGGUGUAUCCAACGUGUUCGGUAUGGCCGGUCUUUACGUGCCUUUCGUGUAUAUUGUGGAUGCAGCUCAUCUCAACGGCGUGGAACAAUCUCAAGCGUCGUUCCUAUUGUCUAUCAUCGGGAUCACGAAUACGUUCGGCCGUAUUGCCUGCGGCUGGGUAGCGGACUUCCCCUGGAUGGACUCCCUUCUACUCAAUAAUAUCUGCCUCGUUAUCGCUACGAUCUCCGUGGCUCUUACACCCUUCUGUUACUCCUACGCAACGUAUGUUUGUGUCGCUAUUGCUUUCGGACUUGCUAUUUCUGGCUACAUCUCAUUAACAUCGAUCAUCCUUGUGGAUCUACUUGGGCUGGACAAGUUGACCAAUGCGUUUGGACUCCUCAUACUGUUCCGUGGCGCGGCCGCUAUAAUCGGAUCCCCGUUGGCCGGCGCGGUUUACGAUGCCACGAAGAAUUACGACGCGUCCUUUUACAUGGCUGCUGCUUUCUUCUUGGCAUCGACACUAACUUCGUUUGCAGCUCCCAUGUUCCGCAGAAAACCAGAGGAAAUCCAGCAGCCAUUGGACGUGUUAACACCCAUCGACGAAGAUCUAGAGGAGGGUGAGGAAGAGGAUCCCGACGACACACCCAUCACGAUGGGCGCGCACCUCGCGUCCCGCCCGCCGGCUAUCACCCGCACGGCCGCGUCACCCUCAGACCCACCCACCCCCAGCCCCCCUGAGCUCUCCCAGCGAGAGAGCGUGCUGUCAUUUUAAUUGAAGUGUUGGAAGAUGGAACAUAAGAAGUAGUAGAAUAUUUAGUUUGGUGACAACAUGCGGUAAUAAAGAAGCUAUUGGUCAUAGUUUUCAUUGAUAAAGAACUGAACUGUAGCAACAUUUCCCAUAGUUGGA
Pararge aegeria (speckled wood butterfly) is the source of this 2874-nucleotide messenger RNA. RefSeq names its product monocarboxylate transporter 13. Lineage: Eukaryota; Metazoa; Arthropoda; Insecta; Lepidoptera; Nymphalidae. Gene Ontology annotation, biological process: monocarboxylic acid transport; transmembrane transport. Gene Ontology annotation, molecular function: monocarboxylic acid transmembrane transporter activity. The transcript is spliced from 15 exons. Bases 400 to 2739 code for a protein of 779 amino acids. The record is from RefSeq and is a predicted model, not a curated record.